GGGAUAGAAUAUUAGCAUACGGGUACAUGGUAUCAGGGGAAGGAAGAAACGAGAGCGUAGUAUUCAAGUAGUAACCUUACGUAACAGAAUACUAAUGACAUGGGAAAGUGAGAGUAAGUGCUCGUCGACACGUGGUAGAGGUCUCUAUUGACCUGGGAACGAAAGUACGUGAAUAGAAAGUACAUACCCCUUAUCUUCUCUUAUUCCAGGAAAGUACGAGGUAGGAAAGCAUUGUUUGCCGGACUAUCAACGUAGGAAAGUGCAAUUGCGGGCAAGAGUGGAACAAGUAGGUUACAAGGCGGUUGCUUCAUCAACAUCACGAAACAGGACAACAAGUCAUAACGCACAACAUACUUCAUUGCAAUUCUAACACGCACCUUCAACGUUGCUCAUUAUGGUUUUUCAACUAGAGGUAGCUGCCGCGGAAGACGCAGAUAUACUUGCAGAUAUGCAUCUCAACGCCUUCGCUCAAACGCCCUUGCAAUGCACUCUAUUUCCAACAGAAGACAGCCUUGCAGGCUUGCGUGAAUGUCUCAAACAGGAUGUCCUCCUAACUUUGAAAGAAGGAAACAUUGAGAGAACCAAUUUGGUAGUACGAGACACCGACGACAUGAACAAAAUCGUUGCAAUAGCCAAGUGGGAUUUACCAGAGAAGAUCGCACGGGCUAUUUGUCCUCUUGCUCAUAUAUUCCCUCCAAAGGAUGCCCGUGAGGACCUCAUUAAAGAGUACAGUGCUGCGCAGGAAUUUAAUAAGAUCAAGGUCAUGGGUGAUGCUCCAUGCUAUCGUCUCACUUCAGUCAUCACUCUGCCCAAAUAUAGGAGACGAGGAGCUGGAACUUUGUUGGUUAAUUGGGGUCUAUUAAAAGGGGAGAAAGAGAAAAUUCCCGUAUACUUGGAAAGUCCUAUUUCUACUUUGUCUUUCUUUCGAAAUUUGAGCUUCAUCUCCGUGGAUGAUUUUUCAAUAUCCUUGCCCCGGAAUCGAGCCUCCGCUUAUAUUCACAAAGAAUCAUGUAUGAUCCGAAUAUUUCGAGAUUGUGAUGUUAGAGAAGACGAAAUGGACUACUGGGAUUCAAGUCUCGAUAUCGAAAGUCUAAUGAUAGAUUACGAAGCUGGUGUCAAACCUCAACUCGUAGUGCAAGCUAUUUAUGACCGCAUUGAAGCAUAUCAAAAUAUACAACCAUCUUUGUGGAUUCACCUUCAACCCAUUGAAGAUGUUAUGGCCUCAGCUAGAGAUUUGUACAGGCGUUGGCCAGAUAGAUCUAAUAGGCCACCGCUGUGGGGUGUACCUUUCAGUGUUAAGGACAGCUUUGACAUUGCUGGGAUACCCACUACGAUCGGAUGUCAAACUCUUGCAUACACUCCUCACUCUUCAUCACUAGUCUAUCGACGAUGUAUCGACGCCGGUGCACUUUUUAUUGGAAAGACAAACAUGGAUCAACUAGCUACUGGCAUGACAGGUUGCAGAUCUCCAUUUGGCACUCUGCACUCGGUCCUCAGUCGACAUUACGUUGUUGGUGGAUCGAGUAGCGGUAGUGCCAUAAGUGUUGCUGAAGGUUUGGUUUCAUUUUCUUUGGGUAGUGAUACCGCAGGCUCGAUUCGAAUUCCGGCAAUGUUUAACAAUAUUGUUGGAUUCAAACCUACCAAAGGAACUGUUUCGGCUCAAGGGGUUGCGCCAGCUUGUCUCCAUCAGGACUGCGUUUCUUUUCUGGGUGUCACUUCUGAAGUCACUGAAAAAGUUUGGAGAGUAUGUCAGGGGUUUGAUAAAGAAGACUAUUUUGCCAAGCCUCCACCAUUCCAGAUCUCACCACGAGUACAUUCCGAGGAUGCCAGAGAUUUUGAGGAUUCCUUACCACCAUUCAAGUUUGGUACCCCACCCGACUCUGCGCUCGAGGUUUGCAGCCCCAUCUAUCAAAAGCAGUUCAAACUUGUAAUUGCAAUUCUGGAAGAGCUGGGCGGCCGGCGAGUGGCUUUAGACUGGACCCCCUUCGCAUCCGCCAACGAUCUUCUUUAUGGCGGUACGUUCGUUCUGGAGCGACUUACAACACUACCUGAUGGUUGGUUCGACAAAAAUAAAGACACACUUCACCCAGUCAUUCGCUCUGUUUUCGAAAAUGCACUUGCCCGUAAGAGCACGGCCAUUGAUGUAUUCAAAGAUCUGCAAAAACAAGCAAAGUACAAAAGAAUGGCCGAAGACAUUCUCACGCUAGAUGGUGAUUCUCACGAAUUAACCGUCAUGGUAGUUCCAACUGCACCUUUUCACCCCACCAUUGAAGAAGUAUCGAAAGAUCCCAUUGGCAUCAAUGAAAAGCUUGGCGUCUUUGCUCAUUUUGCCAAUGUCCUGGACCUAGUAGCUAUAGCGCUUCCUUGCGGGACUUAUAGGGUUGAAAUGGGUGAUAUGGAAAUUUUGCCGUUUGGUGUUACGAUCUUGGCAGGAACGGGAUUGGAUCGACAUCUUUUGCAUUUGGUUAAGAGAUUAGAAGACCCGUUGAGAGAUAUUGAAGACGACUUAGGAUCAAAUACCUCGCUAGCAGGGACCGACGAAGAUUCAACGAAAGAUGAUAGUUUGGAGAAUACGGUAACCAACAUCGAGACCGAUACAUUGGCAGAAGUUGAGGUAGAUAAGGGGAAACCUUUCGAGAAUAAUGGAAACUUGAAGGAAGUGUUGAGAAAUAUCGAGGAUGAAAUGUUGAAAGUUCAUUCGGACAAUGAUGAAGUAGAAGAAAAUCUGAGAGACGCCGAUGAGGACAUGAUGGAAUUUGCGAAGGAAAACAGUUCCAUUUAGAGGAUGUUUCAAUGACAACCAAACACUAUCCGGUGGAAGCUGACGAGUAUCAUGGUAUAUUGCAAGAAACGCCAAAAGACUUUUCAAGAAGAAGUAUCAAAGGUUGAUGAGGCAGGGCUAAGUUCUUAUCUUGGCUUUCGAUAAGGACAAGGACCUAAGCCAGAUACACAUUUUUCGGAUAGGUCAUUCCAGUCUCGGCUUCUACUGACCAAGCCGGGCCUGUACAGCAUUCUAUUGACAAUCCUGCAACGGCAGACAGCCUUGAAAGAUUGAUUGAGAGGGCUCAAAGAAUUUGCGCUAAGUAGUAAUUAAAUAGAUUGUUGUGGUCGAGAUCUGAAUAUAAUUACUACCUAUGUGUCAAUUCAUUGUUGAUAUUCACAUCCAAUUGUCUCAGAGGCGGAUUUUGGCCGCCAAUUAUAUAUCCAAAUACCAAUAUCUGCACUCUGUGUUACACUAGACGAGACGCCACAAUUCAGAAUUUUCAUUGAGCAUGCAACCAUUUUCCAUAUACAAUUAGGAACUUGCGAAUUGCGUCCGGCGCUCAUUGGUUUUGAGUGAAACCUAUAUAAUUCAUUAACGGAAACAAUAAUCUAAUAUUUUGUUUCGCUCAAAUAAUAGUAGUGCUCUAUGUAUUAUCAUCCUCAUCCAACACUAGCGCAGAUGCUACCCUGAUAUCUUGAUGACAAUUGUGAGAAGAAAGGAGGGCUGCGGGUCUGGGGUGUAUAGUUGACAUGAUGUUGGUCUAAACCUGGGAAAGCUUUAUGAUAAUAGAUCUAGCGGACUAAUUUUCAAUACACAUACAAUGAUCUCAUUAAAAAUUGUGGUGAAUAUCUAACUUGGUGGUUUCA
This is a messenger RNA of Botrytis cinerea B05.10, 3630 nucleotides long. RefSeq lists its product as hypothetical. Bases 395 to 2782 code for a protein of 795 amino acids. Lineage: Eukaryota; Fungi; Ascomycota; Leotiomycetes; Helotiales; Sclerotiniaceae. The transcript is spliced from 2 exons. The record is from RefSeq and is a predicted model, not a curated record. Gene Ontology annotation, molecular function: catalytic activity.